Messenger RNA from Drosophila innubila, 1264 nucleotides. RefSeq lists its product as uncharacterized. Lineage: Eukaryota; Metazoa; Arthropoda; Insecta; Diptera; Drosophilidae. The transcript has 4 exons. Bases 160 to 1263 code for a protein of 367 amino acids. The record is from RefSeq and is a predicted model, not a curated record.
GAAAAACAUUCUUAGCUUUUGUUGUUUCUUAGCAACAGUAAACAAAGCAACAGACUUUUUGUCCCUACACAUAAAUAAUACUCAGUAUUCAAUAACACUUACACAGAGCACAAGUAUACACGUAGAUUUCUGGAAAAUACAAAAAAAAAUAGAAAGGAAAUGCAGAACGCGACAGCAAACGAGGAUGCCAGAUAUGCUGAGGAUUUUGCACGUAUACGGGAUACACAAAUUGAAAAUGUUUUGCGGAUCAUUUCGACUGCCAUUGAAAGGAUUAAGAUGUCACUGAUAUUGCCAAAGUUAGGCGAUGAUAUGGAUCACUUGAGGGAUAUUUUGGAGGGUACUUCGUAUGAGCCGGCAAUAGGAUUAAUAGAAAAACUACACACAUUGGAUACCGUUAAGGUUCAGAUAUUGAAUCAUGAUGUGCUCAAGAUAAUCGAUUACUUUCAUCGUAACUAUCAAAUCUACACACUGUUUCCACGCCUCGUCAAUUUGUUGUCGAAUGAAGAUAAGAAACUGAUUGUAGCCUGUGAUACUAUUCUCAAAGUUGCGACCCGUCAUCUUUGGCGUACCGCAAAGAGCGAGAUUAGCAUGGAACGUCAGCUCCAUGUCAUGUAUCAUGAACGGGAAGAGCUGCGAUCCCGUACAGCCUAUUAUCAUAAGAAACUCAAGUCAAGAUACGCCGUUCUUCGCUGGAAACAGGCUGUGAAAUUCCUGAUAUUGGAGAAACUUGAAACGGAUUUGGCCAAUCGAAAAUGGAAAAACAGUGUGCGGAUCCAGAAUGAGAUUGAGAAACGAGGUCGCAUUCUACGGGAUGUCCAUAAGAACACAAUACAGAAACAAAAGGAUCUGGAGGAGGAACUGGAAAAAGCUCGAUUUGAAUAUGAUCAUCUGAUUCAAAGUAUUACCGUCAACGAAAAAGAAGCAAGGGCUGAAAAAAACAAGCUACUGAUCCAGCUAGAGAAUAUACUCCAAAAGUUUGAUACAAACAUUGGUGAGAAGAUUCGGGAGAAUCUGGAGCUGGAGGAUCAGUAUAAAGCAGCCAAAAAAGAAUUGGACAUUUUUAUGGUAUCGUACCGUAAAGAGGAGGCGAUCUAUAACAAGAUUGUGGUUAAGUACGAACAAGAGGAACAACGCAAACAGCAACAACGCAUCCUAUUGUUCAUGAUGAAUCGUGCGGCGCGGCAGAUACAGAAAUAUUGGCUCAAAUGGCGCAGAGAUCAGCGUCUGAAGGCCCGGCGCCUUAAUAAGAAGAAGAGAAAGUAAA